UACGUUUUUCCUCGCUGACAAAGGCAAAUGAAGCCAUGUUUUUGCUUACAAACAAGUAGCGUUCAUACCGCCCCGUUCUGGAUCCUCGCUCGUCCGCAGCAGCACCAGCGAAGCGCCAAUCCUCUUCACCGCUGUCAUUGAAUCUUUCGGGAUACUACUGAAGAAGUAGAGUUUAGUUUUCUUUGAGAAAAUCUAUAAAUGGGAUAUUUUACCCCAAACUGUCUCACAGCUUACUGAAUACACGACGAAGACGUUGAGAAGCGUCUGGCGGAGAAGCUUUCGGGAUUAUUAUUUUUUUUUUUUCUCUCAGAAAAUGAGUACCGGGGGAAACUCCUGAACCAGCGCUGGACGCGAGGAGACAAGAUCAGCCGCUGCCGGCCCUCUCUCAGACUGCAGAGCCGACCAAUCAAAAUGAGUUUGGAUACUGAUGACAAGCGCACUCGCUCACGGUCCAAAGCAGGAAGAGUUCCCUCAGAGAUUGUUGGACAGGAGCUGAGCUGCCCUACUCCGGGAUGCAAUGGCUCAGGCCAUAUCAGUGGCAAAUAUGCCCGACACAGAAGUGCUUUGAGUUGCCCAUUGGCCAGAAAAAGACGCCUACAGGAAGCAGAGUCAGAGCAAACUGCUUCCAAGAGGAAGUCUCACCCGCUGAAGCUGGCGAUGGAUGAAGGAUUCAACGCAGAGAGUGAGGAAAGCGGAGAGGAGACGGAGUUGAGGGAAGAAGAGGAGGAGGAUGAAGAACAGGUGAAGCAGAAAGCUAGUGAUCAAGGAUGUGAUGAAGAGGAGCAAGCAAAACAGAAUACAGAGACCACCAAUACAGAGGAGGAGGAUGGUGAUGAAGAAGAAAGUCAUCCUGGUUUAGAACGACAUGAGGAGGAGUGCAUCAUCAUUGAGGCGUCCAGCACAGAGAAGCCCAAGCUCUCAUCCUCUGAGGAUCUCUCUAACUAUCAGCACAUAGUGGCCAACUCAAUGACGCACCUCAACAACCACAACAACAGUGCCAUGUCACCCCAACAACAACAACAGUCCGUCACAGUAGAAACACAAGAUAAAAGCCCUUUUAGGGAAUCAGAAGAAGAAGAGAAAGAAGGAAAUGAAACAGAGGAAACAAGGAACCAAAUAGGAGUUCUGAUGUCCAAAGAGAAUGGAGUGAUGAAAGGUGAGAUUAAAGACGAAGAAGAGGACAUGCACACUGAGAGCCAGAUGGAGUCAGACCACCAGUAUUUUACUGAGGAGAUGGAGACACAACAGGCUGAAGAAGAAGAAGAUGAUGAUGAUGAUGAUGACGAAGAUGAGGAUGAAGAUGAUGAUAAUGAGGUGUUGAGAUCUGAGAUUAAAAGAGAAGAGACGUACAAGGAAGCUAAGUCUGAAGAUGAAGGGGAGAGAGAAACCACCCCUUCGGUUGUCACUGCCACUCAGGGAUUUCACGUAAGGGAAGACUAUAUUUCUCACAAACUUACAUUGCCAGAAAGCUACAGCUCUAGUAAGGCUGCCACAGCAUCUCGUGUGGUUAUUGAAGUGCAGUCUGAGGAGUCAGAGAGGGAUGCUGACUUGGAAGGCAACGAUGACGAUGGGGAUGACGACAGCUUGUCUCAACGAUCAACGGUUGCGGACGAGUCUGAGAUGUUCGACAUAAUGCGGGGGAAUUUGGGGUUGCUGGAGCAGGCCAUUGCUUUGAAAGCCCAACAGGUCAAAGCUCAUCGUGAGCUCAGCCGCAUUCCCGAACACCACCGCUUCUUUCCUCUCGACGACCGGUCCGGCAAACACAUGGAACAUAUCCGCAAGAGCUGCUUCGGAAAAGAGAGUUCUAGAUCAGAGAAGCGAGAGAUCAAAUGCCCAACCCCCGGGUGUGAUGGAACGGGUCACGUGACAGGACUUUAUCCCCACCACCGCAGUCUGUCAGGCUGCCCACACAAAGAUCGGAUCCCUCCAGAGAUUUUGGCCAUGCACGAGAAUGUCUUGAAGUGCCCAACACCAGGCUGCACUGGUCAGGGUCAUGUCAACAGCAACCGAAACACACAUCGCAGUUUGUCUGGAUGUCCCAUCGCUGCUGCCGAAAAGCUCUCAAAGACUCACGACAAGCCACACCUGCCCCAGCCCAUGGGCGAGCACAUCACGGGCAGCCCAAACUCUGACCGUGUUCUCAGGCCCAUGUGUUUUGUGAAACAGUUGGAGAUUCCUCCGCAUGGCAGCUACAGGCCCAGCCUCGUCCCCGCCACGCCACGCGCUAAUCUAGCCAAGGAGCUGGAGAAGUACUCCAAGGUGUCCUUUGAUUAUGCAAGCUUCGACGUGCAGGUGUUCGGCAAGCGCAUGCUCGCCCCAAAGAUGCACACCAGCGAAACUUCACCCAAAGCCUUCAGAUCCAAACCUCCAUUCCCCAGGGCCUCCCCACCAAGUCCCAGCUUGCACAGUAGUUAUGGAAAAAGCUCCUCCAGCGGAUAUGAUUAUUCCCAUGAUGCCGAAGCUGCCCACAUGGCGGCCACUGCAAUCCUCAACCUGUCCACACGCUGCUGGGAGAGACCAGAGAACCUCAGCAUCAGACACCAAGAUAAGAGUAUGGAAAUUGAGGUGGAUGAGAAUGGCACCUUGGACUUAAGCAUGAAGAAGCCCAUAAAGAGAGAAAUGGGCAUGUCUUGUGCCAGCCCUGAAGUGCGUUCCCCUGAUCUGUCUUCAUCAUCUUCAUCAUCAUCCACAUCUUUUCACCAUGGCAACAGCAGCAUCUCACCCCACUCUUUACACACCCACAAACAAGAGGAGUGGGAAGGGCCUCUGGACUACACCAAACCCAAUCGGCAGAGAGAAGAGGAGCUAGAAGAGAUGGACCACAGCAAUCAGUCAUUUGCCUCUUCUGACCCUGAGGAUUGUGACAUGAUGCAGGACAGCCUUGAGGACAGGAAGUACCCCGGAGAGGUCACAACCCCCAGCUUUAAGGUCAGGUUCCAGCCCAAGGACAACAAGAAAGAGGUCCUACUGUGUCCCACUCCAGGCUGUGACGGCAGUGGACACAUCACCGGAAACUAUGCAUCACAUCGCAGCCUGUCUGGGUGUCCUCUCGCUGAUAAGAGUCUUCGGUCCCUCAUGGCAGCACACUCAGCUGAACUUAAAUGUCCAACUCCAGGUUGUGAUGGUUCAGGCCAUAUCACUGGUAACUACGCAUCUCACAGAAGUUUGUCUGGGUGUCCACGGGCCAAGAAAGGUGGAAUAAAAACAACUCCCAUCAAGGACGACAAGGAGGACUCCGAGCUCUUAAAAUGCCCAGUGCCGGGUUGUGACAGCCUGGGUCACAUCAGCGGGAAGUAUGCCACUCACCGCAGUGCGUAUGGAUGCCCAUUGGCGGCCAGGCGGCAGAAGGAGGGUUUGCUGAACGGGUCUCCAUUCUCAUGGAAGGCCUUUAAGACAGAAGGCCCAACCUGUCCCACACCAGGAUGUGACGGAUCUGGACACGCCAACGGCAGCUUCCUCACACACCGCAGUCUCUCAGGCUGCCCCAGAGCCUCCCUCAACAAGAAGAAAGCCAAGUUCCCUGGAGAAGAGUAUCUCAGCACUAAGUUCAGAGCCAGUGACGUGUUAGACAAUGAUGAAGACAUCAAGCAACUCAAUAAAGAAAUCAACGAGCUCAAUGAAUCCAACAAUGAGAUGGAGGCAGAUAUGGUCAACCUUCAAACACAGAUUACAUCCAUGGAAAAGAACCUGAAAAACAUUGAGCAGGAGAAUAAGGUGAUUGAAGAACAGAAUGAGGCAUUGUUUAUGGAGCUGUCUGGACUCAGUCAAGCUCUUAUACGGAGUUUGGCCAACAUCCGUCUGCCUCACAUGCAGGAGCCAAUCACAGAGCAGAAUUUUGAGAGCUACGUGAGCACCCUGACCGACAUGUACACUAAUAAGGACUGCUACCAGAACCCAGAGAACAAGGCCCUUCUGGAGACCAUCAACAAGGCAGUGAAAGGCAUUAAGGUCUGACUAAGCCAAAAGACGAGGAUGAGAAGCAGAAGCGUGGAAGAGAAAUAGAAACGUGGAGCCAAUGAGAAGAGCAUACAAAUGACACACAAAAAGGGCAUUCAGGUUUUUUGAACAACAAUCUAAACCUUCAUCCCAGGGAGCAUUCUGUGAGUUCAAAAAGAGGUAUAUAAUAUAUAUUACUAUGAGGACCAAAAUCCACAAAAGCUGCUGGAUUGGAAGGUGAAGAUGGAACCAAAUCCUUUAUUUAUGGAGGAAAGGAAAGACACAAACAUAGUUUUCUUUACAGUUUUUGUUGUUUUACAUUCAGACAGUGGGAAGUUCUGGAUGUAGAGGAAGCUGGGAAUAGAACUUCCGGAAGAUGUGCAGCCCAGGCUUUAGGUGAAAGAGUCUUUAUACUCAUUUGUGAGGAUGCUGCUCCUCUGAAAACAACAAAAGUGAUGCUCCAAAUACAAGUGAUCCCUACGUGAUCCCCAGUAGAACAGACAUAAGCAGUGUUUGCUUAUCUUUCCAUCUUUUCCAGAAGAAAACCGAACCAUUUUUUGGUUGUGGGGCAAUGAGAGAAUGUACAACGUACUAGCAUACAAAGUGAGCGAAGUGCAUGUGCAACCUUAUCAGUGCCAUGCGGUUGACUCUGUAAAUUUUACCGUUGCAUCUUCUUUAUCUCGGCAGCCUUUUUUUUGUUGUUGUUUGUUUAUUGGUUUGUUUUGUUUUAGAUCUACAGGCAGGAGCAUUAGCUUGCUCUCAUUUAUUUGUAGUACUUACACUGUAGGAAUAUUUACCCAGCAUAGUCAUAUCUCUUACAUAUGAACAAUGAGUUGCACUUCAUUUCAGUCCAUCCAACGUCAGACAAGAUGUUGGAUUGUCACUGAACUAUAUAAAUUAUUCGAAACUUGUCCAGACACUACUGUAAUUUAUUAAUAUUUUGUUAUAAUUUAAUUUUAACUGUAUUAUUUAUUUGAAUUCACCUAUUUAAAUAUUCACAGCCCUUCUGUUUAUAAAAGGUCAUGAAAAUGUGACAAGAAACUUGCCACAUCAAUAUUUGGAAAGAGAAAAAUAAAUGUACAACUAAUUUUUAUAACUUCAUUUCAUUUGACAGUAGAGUUUUUAAACAUUUCUUAAGUGCAAAUAUUUUUAACCAACAAUGUUUUGAUAAUUUUGUAAAUUUUCUUUCUUUUUCUCUCUACCUGUAUAUCUAUCUCUAUUUGCAUUUUUUUUUUCCGAAUUUCCAACACAGCUGAAGGAGAAGUAUCAUCUCUAUUUAUUAUUUAUUUAAUAUUUAUGAUGAAAUUAUGAACUGUGAUACGGUUGUAAUGUAUAUUUAUUUUGUAACGUCUCUGUGUGUUUGUGAAGUCAUAGUAGUCUUGAAGAAACUUUGGCGAUAUAAAAAAAAUAAAGACAAAAAACAUGUUUUGGACUACAGAAUAAAACAUGAUGAUUAUCGAGGGUUUUCCUUAUACCAGCAUUACUUCCAAUAGGAAUGUAAAGAGGAAAAAAAGCAAUUCCAGUACUGUGGAACCUACAGCUUUGACUCUUACCCCGUCCAUCUCGACAGGAAGAAGACGUUCCUCUGGAUCCUCUUGUGUUUGUUUUUUCUUUUCUUUUUUUCUUCUUUAUACCUCCUCAAGCUCUCAGUAGUGGCCAAAAACUGUUUCCCCUGAACAACCCUAAUGAAUUGCAAAAGGAUUAUUUUUGCUUUCUUGCUAAACUUGUCUUUGUCGGACCAUGGGAAGCGGGCGAUCGUUUUUGCGGUGGGGCACGGAAGACGAAUACCAACCAUCCUGACAGAAACUCUUGAACCACAAUGUCCUUACUCGACUAGUAUCAGACAAGCAUACACCCGUGUAGCCUUAUACUAGAUUUUUAUUUCUUCGAUGCACAAAGUGCCACUGACCUGUGCUUUCGUUACCGACUCCGCCCAUUCAGCAACCACACUACCCUCGGGUCAUGUGACAGUGGCAUAAGUGGGGAUUGUUCCAGAUGCCUUUAUUCCUUUGCCGUGAUGGCCAUACCUACACAAUAUAUUCAUUCUGUAUUUAAAAGAAAAAAAAGAAGACAAAAAAAACCUAUAUAUAGUAUAUAAACAUACAUAUAUUUUUACAGUGUAAUUGUUAACUCUUUUUCUCUUAUAAUAGCUAAACAAAAACAAUAUCUUUCCAAAAGCUGUGAGUACUACUAUUGAUAGAAGACUAAAUAAUGUAAAAAAGACAGACCCAGUUUACUGUGGUUGCAGGAUACGAUGUGUUUUAUGAUAUGUAAACGUACAUUUCUAAAGCGAAGAAUACGAGGAUGUUUGUAAAGUUUCCUAUUUUCUGGUCCAAACUCGCUGGGCCUCUGUAUGUAAGUCAGCUGCAUUAAUGGGACAAUGGUUAACAGAUUAGUCUUAGGCUGUAAUCGUUUAGACGCAUUGUACUGUGCUGAAAGUUCUCCUCGGUGGAUCUGUCUUUAAUAUUGUAUGGUGUUGUGCAGUUCUGGUGGGACACGCCACACUUAGAUACGUGUGUAAAAUGCCAAUCAUCGCAAUGACAUCUGUAUGACACAUAAUAGCGAGUUGUGAAAUUAACAUUGUGCCUCUAUUCAGCCGGUUGUUUCGUUUAAUAGUACACAGCGGUCAUGUUGUUCAUUUGCUAUUAAGGCAGCAAUAUUGUGAUGGACAGAACAUGUGUGCACUUUUCAAAAAUCUUGAAUGCCAACUAAUGACCUUUCAACCAAAAGGUUUUCCUUUAUGUGCACGUGUGGGUGUGUGUUAGUGGAUUAUUUUUUAUUUGAAAAAAGGUACAAAUGGCUAACAGACAACUGUUCAUUGCACCAACAGGAUUGGGAUCAAAUAUCGCAUAUGUCUUUGACUUGUUUGUUGUUGUUUAAUGUGAGCCUGUAUCCUGUCUGAGAUGUCAAAUGCCCUUUGAGCGCCUUGUCGCCAAUACAAAAAAAAGUCAAAAAUCGGAUGUGUGAUAUCAGAACUCUUAGCUUUCGGCAACAAGCCAUUCAUUAACACGAAAAAAAAAAAAAGAUGUGGUUUGAGCUCUGAGAUUGUCAUUGGCGUGCCCUCGCGCAUGGAGAAAACGAAGGAGACGCUAGUUGCAUAAAUCUUUGUCCAUUUCCACAGAAUGUCAGAUCGGCCUCAUUCGCCUCGUUCUGUGUAACCUUUCCGCAGGAAAGAUGUGUGCGUUGCAUUUCAAUACCACAGCAUUUCCUUUGCUUUAAGAGCAAUCUGAAGAUGUUGUCUAGCCGUAACGGCAGAGUUUUCAUUAGAGUUCUUCCUUCUAUUAAAUUGCGUAGAGGGAAUACUCACUACAGAUGUCAUAUCGUCUUAUUACGAUGGGAGAAACAUUUCUAUCUGCUUAUUACUACUGACGUGAGAUAGCCUAAAGCAUGUGUGAAUUAUUCUUCCUCGAUGCAUGCUUCUUAAACGCCUGCUGUCGGUGAUGAUGAGCAGCUACGAGUGUUGCGCGGCGAGGUCGAGUGUGUUGAAUCUGCCUAAUAAUGUAGCAUGUUCUCUGGAGCAGUGUAGCAUCUGCAAAUGCAAGUUAGCAUAUGUAACCCCUCCCCGAGGAACCAAAUAAGGCUUGAUUUAGCACCUUGUACUUGAGAGUCCGGCCUUUCUGAGACUUGUGCCAACUGUAGGUCAAUUAAAACGGUUCCUCUGUCAUUUCAUGAGAAACGAAAACAGCUAAAAAGUCGGAAGGCACUGUUUGUCCCAUUAAGCUGAUAGAACCAAAACGGCCCUCCUUCUGUAGGUACUGUAGCUUAUAGCUCUGUGGUUUUCUCAUGUGUGCCUUUUCUCGCUUCUGUUCGCUGCAGGAAAGGGUGUGUUUACAUUUAAGGACUGGGUUUAAAUCCCACUCAGGAUGCCAACUUUUUCUCCUUUUUUUCUUUCCUUCCUUGUUUUGAGGGGGGAGAGGUAAUAGGAAUUCAGCAAAGUGGUGAACACCAAGAACGGAUCGCACUGAAAUCGAUAUUCAGCUUGUUGUUCGACAUGAAAUAAAUCACAAUACGUAACACUAUUCUUCCCAAAACUGUGAUUCUGAUUCAGGUAUGAAAUUGUGUGGUGGGUCAUUUCAUCGAGUCUGAAAUAAUCAUGGAACGUAUCACAGAUGAAGCAUUUAUGCACAGGGCAUUAUUCUGACAACAAUGGGAUUCUGUACAUUUGUAAUAAAGGACAGUGUUGUUGUAUUAAAGAAUAUUUCCAAGUAAAUGCCGGAAAAAAAAAACAACUUGUAUUUUAACCCACGGCCAAGGCUUGUCCUCUUGCGUCCUUUUUACAAAGAUCAGCUAUUUUUACUGGUGAUUUUGUAGCCACAAAAUGAUUCUCCUUUAGAAAAUGAAAAAAAUAACUAAAAAAUAGUACUUCCAAGAAUAAUAAUAAGCACUUUCACAGUGAUAGACUACAUGUUUUAGUCACUUUUGUAGCAGUGGUAGUUUCCUUACCGAGGUUUUGUUUCUGUAGAGCAGGACAAGCUAUGGCUGUGUGUCAUUCGAGUUAAAUUUGGAAAUGAAGUGUGUAGUUGGUUUUGGAUUGUGACUGUGUUUGUGUAUCCUUGUACCUGUGCUCAUUGAUAUCAGUGUUAAAAGAGAACAAUAAUGUCUGUUUUGUGGAGGUAUUGUUCAUUUCAGUGUUAUAUAUGGAAAACAUAAAUAAAGAGUCAAUAAUGUGA
Cyprinus carpio (common carp) is the source of this 8606-nucleotide messenger RNA. It is a transcript of the gene myt1b, whose product is annotated as myelin transcription factor 1b. The record is from RefSeq and is a predicted model, not a curated record. Gene Ontology annotation, biological process: regulation of transcription by RNA polymerase II. Gene Ontology annotation, molecular function: RNA polymerase II cis-regulatory region sequence-specific DNA binding; DNA-binding transcription factor activity, RNA polymerase II-specific; zinc ion binding. Lineage: Eukaryota; Metazoa; Chordata; Actinopteri; Cypriniformes; Cyprinidae. Gene Ontology annotation, cellular component: nucleus.